AUGGCGAGCUUUCGAGACCUGUACAGCAACGAAAAGACCAAAGGUCUGGACUCUAACUUUGGUGUUGACUUUGUCAUCAACUACAAGAUUCCGCAAGAUGACCGAGCAAGUGCCGAAGCGAGCUUCGUCCAGCUCAUCGAAGCCCUGACCCAUGUCGGCCUGACCACCGAGGUCCGGAGAGGCGACAAGCAGUCCGUCCUCGUGUUCAUCAAGAUCGCCGACAAGUUCCUCAACGACCAAGUCUACCGAUCCCGACUGCAGGAUUGGCUUCAGGGCGCCCGGACCACGAGCUCCGACAAGGACCUUUCUCAGGCCCUCCGCGAUGAACCCGUCUCUGACGCCGAGCGCCUGCGUCUCAUAUACUUGCUGAUGGUGAAGCCCAAGAACGAGGGUGGCGCCGGCAUCACACCCCAGUCAGGCCGCUGGAAGCACGUCGACAGCAUCUUCCCCCUGCACAACCAUUCCUUCAAUAAGCAGUGGAUCAAGCGCGUGAGCACAAAGGGCCAGACCGACGAGGCCGACCUCGACGAAAUCCGCGACAAGUUCGGCGAGAGCGUCGCCUUCUACUUUGCCUUCAUGCACACCUACUUCAAGUUUCUCACCGUCCCCGCCGCCGCUGGCUUCGCCGCCUGGGUACUCCUCGGCCAGUUCUCGUGGCUCUACGCCCUCGUCAGCUGCCUGUGGUCCGUCGUCUUCUUUGAGUUUUGGAAGAAGAAGCAGGUCGACCUCGCGGUGCAGUGGGGCGUCCGCGGCGUCUCCAACAUCCAGCACCCCCGCCCGCAGUUCGAGUUCGAGCGUCAGGCUGAGGACCCCAUCACCGGAGAGCCCGUCAAGAUUUACUCGCCCAUCAAGCGCCUGCAGACCCAGCUGUUGCAGAUCCCCUUCGCGGCCGCCUGCAUAUUGGUGCUCGGGACCCUUAUCGUGACGUGCAACUCGCUCGAGAUCUUCAUCAACGAGGUAUACAACGGGCCGUUCCAGUCAUACCUGGCCUUCCUCCCGACCGUCAUCCUGGUUGUCAUGACGCCCACCUUCUCCACCGUGCUCACAAAGUUCGCGACAAGGCUCACUGACAUGGAGAACUACGAGACGAUCGAUGCGCACCACGCGGCCUUGGUCCAGAAGGAGUUCGUCCUGAACUUCCUGACCUCCUACAUGGCCUUGUUUUUCACCACCUUCGUCUACCUGCCCUUCGGCGACCGCCUCACCCCCUACCUUGACUUCUGGCGGUCAACUGCACAGAAGAUCACCCCAAAGGACGUAAAUUUCCAGACGCAGGAAUUCGUCAUCAACCCCGAGCGGAUUAGCAAGCAGAUGUUCUACUUCACCGUGACCGCCCAGGUUGUCAACUUCGCUACUGAGGUGAUUGUGCCUUACGUCAAGCGCCAGGUAUCUCAGGAAGUCAGGGAGGUGCAGUCCAAGAUCGCCAAGGAGGACGACGCCGCCAAGGUCCAGGACCACCCGGAAGAAGCUGCUUUCCUGGAACGGGUGAGAAAAGAAGCCCAGCUUGAAACCUACGACGUCACUGGCGACUACCGGGAGAUGGUUAUCCAAUUCGGCUACCUUUCGCUCUUCUCCGUGGCCUGGCCCCUGACGGCUUGCUGUUUUCUGGUCAACAACUGGGUCGAAAUGAGAUCCGAUGCGGUCAAGAUUGCCAUCAGCAGCAGGAGGCCCAUCCCCUGGCGCGCCGACUCGAUUGGCCCUUGGCUCGAUGCCCUUGGCUUCCUGUCCUGGCUCGGGAGCAUCACCAGCGCAUCGAUUGUCUUCCUUUGCAGCUCCAGCGGCAAGGGCAGUGGAGCGCGUGGCACCCCUGGCAGCAUUCAGGCGUGGGGUCUGCUCCUCAGCAUCCUCUUGGCCGAACACUUUUAUUUCGCAGCGCAGUUUGGUGCCCGCCUUGUCAUGAAGAAGCUGGACAGCCCCGGGUUGCAGAAGGAAAAGAAGGAGCGAUUCAUGAUGAAGAAGAGGCUCCUCGAAGAGAACUUGGGCCAGGGCGUCUCGGACCAAGCAGCCACUCCUGGUAUCGAGAAGACAGAGAUGAUCACGUUGAAGGCUUUGGAGGAGGAAGCUCGCAGACUGUCAACGCAAGGCCACGGAGGCCCCGAGGAAGCAUUCUGGCUGCGCCAGCGAGGCAUGAACGAGACCAUCCAGAUCGGUCGCAACUUGAUUUCUCAGCUACCUACCGUACCCAGCCGUCCUCGCGACAUUCUUGCCGCGAGCAACCACCAAUCGCAGGACCCUAUUCGGGAAUGUGCCAUGCGAUGGACUCAGACAAGUCCGCCUAGCACACUAUCCGAAGCAUAUGGUACACAGUCAAACACCAAGCUAGACAGCCCUAACUCGGAUCCAAGACGCUCCUCUAUCCGACUUCCUGUUCAGACCAUGUCGACUUUGUUCUUGCUCAUCUACACACCACCAGUCCGAUUUCGUCCAGAGACUAGCUGUCUCCCGGGCACCGCCAUCAACCGAAUCCGACCACACGAGCGCCGCCGCGCUGAACCGACAACCAUGGACGUCGUGGUCAACUUGGUAACCGGACCUUUCAAGGAAGUCGUCGAAAAGGGCACUGUUGCGCUAGAGAAUGCGGGCGACAACAAGGAGAUGCUCUCCGAGAGCCAGAAGCUGAUCAAGGGCGCCGAACGCAUCCUCAAGAUCAUCGAGCCGCUUUGCGCUCGGCACUUGGAGGAGUAUGGCGUGAACUUUACCAACGCGCUCAAAGAUGACAGUAGGAGCACCGACGGACCCAGGCUGCUGGAGGAUUUGACUGACUGUGGGGUAGACGAGAUCGCCGAGUACAGGUCGCAGAUGACUGACAUGCUGUGGGACUUUGACGAAGAAGUCGUCGAGGAGGAAACAUUUGACAAGGAAAAAUACGUUGAACUGCGGGAGCUGUGUAAAAGGGCAGGGCUUGGGACCGUAGAGAUUUUGAAAAGGAUGAAACUUGAGGCAGCACAGGAGCUGCCACUCGUCCCGGUCAUCGCGACGUCGCCUCCGGCCGUGACUGUCGCCUUGGACAGGGGCCUGGAAAAUGAAAAAAUCCCCGAGAAACAGCUCCAUGGCGAAGGGAAAGCUCUUCAGGCGAGCCCCAUGUUAGAGGAAGUAGAGGAGCCGUCGCCGCCGCCGCCACCACCGACGAACCCGUGGGAUCUCGGUGCAAGCCCAGCCAUUGAAUCGGGGUUGGAGGUAUCGAUGGACGAGCAUAUCGAGCGCCGGCCGCCCGUCUCUACCAUGAGCACCCCGGUCUCCGAGCCAGCUAGUCCGGUGGAGAUGAAAAGACUGUCUCACAGUUCCAGUCGGCGGCUGGACAUCCCUGUUGACCGUAUGCUACCCGAAGAAGAGCGCUAUCACCAAAUGAGUCCCCAUGAUAUCUCACGUUCCCCUAUUUCACCCACGGACAGAAACUCUCUCGUUGCGCGGGGUCGAGCGUCGUCCUCGACCGCCCUUGGCGUGGUGUCCGAAGACCAACAGGUACAGCCUGGAAAUGCGUUGUUGUCACACCGCUACUCUCAAGCAAGCUCAAUAUACUCUCAUCCCUCGAGGCAGCGUUCUCAGGAGUCGCUACAAAGCUCUGUCUUUGACGGCAGGAGGAAUGAUGGAUCUAACAGUCCAGCGAUGACGGAGCAUCGUAUCUCCUCGGCUUCUGGUCAUGACGCGCAGCCUGGCCAGAUUUCCCGGGGCCCUAUCGUGUCCCCAAACUUCCCGCCUGGUAUUCAUGACGGCAUCGAAAGGGUGCCGUUGGUUGUGAACGAUGGCGAAGGGCUGAUUCCCGUCGAGUCGGAGUCGUCAGCGAGUAUCAGUCCUCCAUCAAGGGUGUCGAGUAGACCGGCAGAUUGCAGGAUUGGUCUGAGCAGCUCCUUUUAUCUGUACAAGGGGUUCUGUGAGGGUGCGAAAGAGGUGGCUCGGGGGAGUCUUGGGAUCAAGAAGAUCACGAAGCCUGGAUUCGCCGGCGGCCACGACAUCGCCAGGUGCACCAGUUGUUCCUACGAGCUCGAUUUCAGACAAGUUGAGCUGGAUGUCAACAACACAGAAGAAGCAAAUUUCGUCUCGCGCAAGAUCGCCUUCCGUCCACGCUUCCUCCAAAAGAGCCAUGUCGCCACCAAACGCGGCGACGAGCUCCUCUACGGCUGCGUCUUCUGCGUCCAAGCACAGCGGACUCUCGAGGAGUGCGACGCCACCGUCUUCUUCAGCCAGAGGAAGCUCUUCGACCACUUAGCCCGGCACCCUCGCCCGUUACCGCAGGUGCCAGGCAUCAUUGCCAUCGAGGAGGCCGAGAUCCCGCCCAACCUGCGCAACAACUACGACCUGCAUUUCCGGGCGCCGCCGCAGGAGAGCCCCCUGGCAGGUAAGCAGACGGAGAUUGCGCAGCGACCCACGGCGACGGCGAAGCAGACGGUGAAGCGCAUGUACGGGAUGAGGCUGCUGUACGACAACACACCGGCGUUUGAGCUCGCGAACGGGGCGAGGAUCUCGGGGAUCGAGUUCCCGGAGAAAUAUAACGGGGAGUGGGUGAUGGGGUGGCACGAGGGGAACUUCGGGUCGGCGCCGCUGGACGUGUUGAAGCUGGAGCCGCCGCCCAAGAGCGAGGUCCGGAUGGACACGACGAGCAACAUCUCGGCUGUGGCGAGGUGGAGAUUUGCGCCGCGGGCGAAGGACGGCGGGGAUUGGUUGCGGUUCGACCGGGGAGAGAGGAUCACUAACAUCAGCUGGGCCUGGCAAGACCAUUGGUGCUGGUCUGGCACUAACGCCAAGGGCGUCUGGGGCAUCUUCCCGCAAACGCACGUGGACGGCAACACCAUGCGCGAGACAUCGGAUGGGUCGAGCGUGUCGAGCGGCGAGCGGCGGAGGCGUGCCGAGGGCUUCUUUGGGAGGCUCGCGAGUAACCGCAAGAUGUCGUCACAGAGGACGUCCAGCGUGGCCGAGGUCGUAGUCUCGUCGGGACCACGGCCGUCGCUGGCCGGUGCUCCAACUGUCGACUACGCUCCUGAACUAGAGGCUACAAUCGAUGUGCCACAGCCGCGGGCCGAUUAUAUCUGUGAAAAGGCCGCCAACUGCUCGGCGUUAUUCGUCGGGGACGUUACCGCGCGUACCGGUGCCGACGACGGUACGCAACCCGAAGGAUGGUGA
This is a messenger RNA of Colletotrichum higginsianum IMI 349063, 5118 nucleotides long. Its product is annotated as SH3 domain-containing protein. Gene Ontology annotation, molecular function: chloride channel activity; protein binding. Gene Ontology annotation, cellular component: cortical endoplasmic reticulum. Gene Ontology annotation, biological process: chloride transmembrane transport. The coding region runs from base 1 to 5118 and encodes 1705 amino acids. The record is from RefSeq and is a predicted model, not a curated record. NCBI's taxonomy places the organism in Eukaryota, Fungi, Ascomycota, Sordariomycetes, Glomerellales, Glomerellaceae. The transcript is spliced from 12 exons.